Phaedon cochleariae (mustard beetle) is the source of this 685-nucleotide messenger RNA. NCBI's taxonomy places the organism in Eukaryota, Metazoa, Arthropoda, Insecta, Coleoptera, Chrysomelidae. The record is from the annotation of a GenBank genome assembly.
UUAGUAAUUUAAAGGUGAGAAACGAACAUAAUUCGGUGAUUUUGUAGUUAACUUGUCAAUUAAUCAAUUUUAGUUAUUAGGAUGAUGUUUCAAGAAAGAUUUUCUCUCGCUUUUCUUGUUUUUGUCAAGUCGGUCACACUUUCACUAUCAUUUGUUGUGCGGGAUGGAAUAUCCGCCAUGUUGUUAUUCGUAAAAAUAUUUUAUCUUUAUUCCUUUAGUUUCGUUUUCAUCGUCUGAAACGUUCAUAGAUACCUUACCCACAAGCUAACACAAAAUGGCGCGUACAAAGCAGACUGCCCGUAAAUCGACAGGAGGAAAAGCCCCUCGCAAACAGCUUGCCACAAAAGCUGCGAGAAAAUCGGCACCAUCCACUGGAGGAGUCAAGAAGCCCCAUCGUUACCGUCCUGGUACAGUAGCUCUCAGGGAAAUCAGAAGAUACCAGAAAUCCACUGAAUUGUUGAUCAGAAAACUGCCUUUCCAACGAUUAGUCAGAGAAAUCGCCCAAGACUUCAAGACAGAUCUUCGAUUCCAGUCAGCCGCCAUAGGAGCUUUACAGGAAGCCAGUGAAGCCUACUUGGUAGGUCUGUUUGAAGACACCAACUUGUGCGCCAUCCAUGCCAAGAGAGUCACCAUCAUGCCUAAAGACAUUCAAUUGGCCCGCCGAAUUCGUGGUGAACGAGCAUAA